Panicum virgatum (switchgrass) is the source of this 819-nucleotide messenger RNA. RefSeq lists its product as uncharacterized. NCBI's taxonomy places the organism in Eukaryota, Viridiplantae, Streptophyta, Magnoliopsida, Poales, Poaceae. The transcript has a single exon. The record is from RefSeq and is a predicted model, not a curated record. The coding region runs from base 1 to 819 and encodes 272 amino acids.
AUGACGGACCUUGGCGAUCUUCACCACUUCCUCGGGAUCUCCGUCACGCACUCCUCCGAUGGGCUCUUCCUCUCCCAGCGGAAGUACGCGUCGGACCUUCUUCAGCGAGCAGGCACGGCUGAGUGUCACUCUACAUCGGCACCCGUUGACGCUCAUACCAAGCUCUCUGCCACUGAGAGCUCCCCCGUCGCUGAUCCCACCGAGUACCAGAGUCCCGUCGGCGCCCUUCAGUACCUCACACUGACUCGACCUGAUCUUACAUAUGCAGUGCAGCAAUUCUUCCUAUUCAUGCACGAUCCACGCGAGCCUCACCUUGCGCUGGUCAAGCGCAUCCUCCGGUAUGUGAAGGGCACUCUUUCGGCCGGUCUCCACAUCAGCACUGGACCGGUCGACAAACUGGUCGCCUACUCUGACGCCGACUGGGCGGGCUGCCCAGACUCCCGCCGCUCUACAUCAGGGUUUUGUGUCUUCUUGGGAGACAGCCUGGUGUCCUGGUCGUCCAAACGGCAAAGCACGGUAUCCCGGUCCAGUGCGGAGGCCGAGUACCGGGCGGUUGCUCACGUCGUUGCCGAGUGCUGCUGGUUGCGGCAACUUCUUCAGGAAUUCCACAUCCUGCUGAAGGUUGCUACAGUCGUCUACUGCGACAACGUCAGCGCUAUCUACAUGACAGCCAACCCGGUCCACCACCGUGGUACCAAGCACAUCGAGAUCAUCAUCCACUUCGUCUGCGAGAAGGUGGCUCUUGGAGAAGUUCGUGUCCUCCAUGUGCCAUCACAGUAUCAGUUCGCUGAUAUUGUGACAAAGGGGUUACCUGUCUAG